Molecule: messenger RNA, 1005 nt
Organism: Macrosiphum euphorbiae (potato aphid)
Lineage: Eukaryota; Metazoa; Arthropoda; Insecta; Hemiptera; Aphididae
Source: the annotation of a GenBank genome assembly
AUGGAAAUAGUUGAAACCGAGGUUGAAACCUGUUCUAAUAUUGAUAAUGGUGACAGUAAUUUGAAAAAAUAUAACAGUACUGCUAUUGAAAAUGAAAGAGAAAAUCUGAAUAGUGAUAAUGAUGUCAAUGCUUCAAAACAAGACAAUGAAAAAAAUCAAGUUAAUACAAUUGAAAAUGUUGAUACCAUGGAAAUAGUUGAAACCUCUUCAAAUAUUGAUAAUGAGGCUACUGAUAUGUUUAUAAAACCUAGAAGUAUUAAUUUUACAAGCUUUUGGUCAUUCCAUCCUCAUCAACCGAAAACCAACAUUCCAUUCAGACCUUCAAAAUUGUACAACCGUAAGGAUGGAGGUCAUCGUAAAUGGAUAUCUUAUUGUGUUAAGAAAAAAGCUUUAUUUUGCAAUAUAUGUCUUUGUUAUGGUGAUGGUUCUGGAUCAUUUUCCAAAGGAUUUUCUGUCUGGAAACAUGUAUAUGAGCGAGUCAGUGAUCACGAAGAAACAAUAACACACAAAUUAAAUGUUGAUGCUCAUUUGAUGAAAAAGCAAUUUUCCUCAGUGGAUUCACUUUUAACACACGGACUUGGUUCAAUAAGAAAAAUACAAGUUGAAAACAAUCGAAAUGUAUUACUUCGUCUUAUUGAUGUGUUAAAGUUAAUUGGAAAGCGCGGACUAAGUUAUAGAGGUAAAACAAAUGAGGCUGCUUAUUCACUCGACGAUUCUUCCUUAGACCAUGGCAAUUUUUUGGAAAUAACUUUACUUAUUAGUAAAUAUGAUUCCUUGCUUAAAUCACAUUUAGAUAAAGUUGUAAAAAAAAGUUUAAAAUGUCAUAAUUCUGGAGCCCAACAAGGAGGAGGUCAAGUUACUUUUUUAUCAAAAACUACAAUUAAUUAUAUUCUUGAAAUUAUUGCUAAAAAUAUCAAAUUUACAAUUUCUAAUGAAGUGAAAGAUGCUGUAAUAUAUUCUGUACAACUCGAUACAACACAAGAUGUACAGAUCAAUGCUCAAUAA